UAGAGUCAGAGGUGGGCAGGGUCAGGAUCGCUCUGACCUUCCAAGUCUGGAAGCUCUGGCCUGCCCCCUACCGUGUUCAUGCCACCCCUUGAGCUCAGACAAAGGGAUGUGGAAAAGAGAGCAGGACAUACUUGAAGAGCUGUGGCCUGUCUAUUGUUUCCUGCUGUAGAGGAGAAGAUUGGGGACAGACUUGAGUUGACUACUUUGGAGAGUUGCUGAAAGGUGUUGGAGCCUGUGGUCUGUGUGGCCGGGCCUCCUUGAGAGACCCAGGGUCAGGGAAAAGAGAAGUUAGAGCCUUGAAGCUGAGGUGGGGAGAAGAGGAAAUGGUGCAGUUGGCAAGGUUGUCCAGCAGCCAAGACUAAAGUGAAGACAGCCCGUGGACUCACCACAAGAGGAAAGUAGAGGUUUUUAGGGAAAAGUGAGUGGGAAGAGAAGAAGUUAAGUUAGUGGGCAUUAUUAGCAGCCAAGAGCGGCUAAGCCAGAAAGGACCUCAGAGGAGAAAGCUUAAGCCCAGAAAGAUUCAGUGAUUUGCUCCAAGAGGACAGCGAGGUGGAGGCAUUCCCAGGCUGGUGCUCUUUCCUGUUGGGCACUGCCAAUGGCAGGUUCUAUGGCGUUUUCACUUAAGUUCUUUCCUGUAAUAUUCAGGUGUGUGUGUGUGUGUGUGUGUGUGUGUGUGUGUGUGAUGCUUUAGAUAAUGGUUAUAGGGAUAGGAAAAUUCAAGUGGCUUUUAAGGCUGUUAACAUGGUCUCAGUACAAAGGAAAAUAUGUCAACUUUAUUCAUACUGUGUCAGCCAAACCUUUGGGGAAGGGGGGCAAAGUAAUGCCAAAGGGGUAGAUGGACAUGUGUUUUAAAGAGUAUAGCCUAGUUGUGAAUGCUUACCUAACACAGUUUCGGUGUUCCUGGUGGGUUCUCGGUACAUCUGAUUUUCCUGCCUUUUCUUAUCAGAGUAUGAAAAUGGAGGAAAACUAUCUUGGCCUCAAUCCCCACAAAAGUUUAUUCCUAUAAAAGGCACAGCCAGAAAGUCUGUAGCUCAGCUGUUUCAAACUGCGAGGGUCCUGUGGUUAUUGUCUAUACAAGUCUGUCAUUUUCGCAGGAAAAACCACCGUGAUAUCUAGUCUGACCAGCAGUCUAAAAAGGGUUCUAGCCUAUUCCUCUAACCCAAUGAUGGCUGUGGACAUAGAGUACAGGUACAGCUGCAUGGCCCCUUCCCUGCGCAGGGAGAGAUUCGCCUUCAAGCCUUCGCCAAAGCCAAGCAAACCACUGAGGCCUUGCAUUCAGCUGAGCAGCAAGAACGAAGCCGGUGGAAUGGUGGCCCCCACCGUGCAGGAGAAGAAGGUGAAAAAGCGGGUGUCCUUCGCCGACAACCAAGGGCUGGCCCUGACAAUGGUCAAAGUGUUCUCGGAAUUUGAUGACCCGUUAGAUAUUCCAUUUAACAUCACUGAGCUCCUAGACAACAUUGUGAAUCUGACGACAGCAGAGAGCGAGAGCUUUGUUUUGGAUUUUUCACAGCCUUCCGCGGAUUACUUAGACUUUAGAAAUCGGCUUCAGACCGACCACGUAUGCCUUGAAAACUGUGUGCUGAAAGACAGAGCCAUCGCUGGGACAGUGAAGGUGCAGAACCUGGCGUUUGAGAAGACGGUGAAAAUACGGAUGACAUUUGACACUUGGAAAAGUUUCACAGACUUUCCCUGUUGGUAUGUGAAGGACACUUAUGCUGGGUCAGACCGGGACACGUUCUCCUUUGACAUCAGCUUACCUGAGAAAGUUCAGUCUUAUGAGAGGAUGGAGUUUGCCGUGUGCUUUGAGUGCCAUGGACAGACGUACUGGGACAGCAACAAAGGCAAAAACUAUAGGAUCAUCCGAGCUGAAUUGAAAUCCACUCAGGGAACAGAUGAGCCACAGAAUGGAUCAGAUUUUGGAAUAUCCUUUGACCAAUUUGGAAGCCCUCGCUGUUCCUACGGUCUGUUUCCUGAGUGGCCUAGUUAUUUAGGAUAUGAAAAGCUAGGGCCCUACUAUUAGUGACCGUGCAUGGUGGAGCCCGGCUAAAUGGGGACGAGGGGCCUUAGCUGCAGUCACAGGCAGGUGGAGACGGAAGCCUGGAGAACAGUUUGAACUGCCAUCAGGCACAGUUUUUGAAAAAGAAAGGAUCCUACUCACUUUUUUUCUGAAGCCAGCAAAAGCCAGCCAGGGUUAGCUCACAGAACUGGUUUCACCCCAGAAUAGAUGUGGGUUGCUGGUCUGCUUGGCACCUGGGGCGGCCAUGAGGGUCGGAGCAGGAGACCGGUGCCGGGAAGGGCCUGGGCGGACAGCAGCCCUCUGGGCAGUGCUGGUGAAACUGAAGGACAGUGGCUUUGAAAUGAUGCAACCCAGGAGCGUGAUCCGGCUGCCCGGAGAGUCUGCUCCUCCCCCCUGGGACGUGGAAAGUUGGUCACCUGAAAGUCACUCCAUGCCCAGCCACCUCCCACUGGACCCUUGCCGUUCAUCUUUGUGUGCUCUGCCCCCAGCUGGGUCCUCCAGCUUGUUGCUGCUGUUCACGUCCUUCACGCUUUAUCUCUGUGCUCUUUUUUUUUUUUUUUGCAUUUUAUUUUCUUCCGCAGCUCAUCUGAUGCCAAUGCCGAGGAAAAGAUAAGCAAGGGAAAUUAGCCUGUGACGGAGACAGGCAUUUCCUCUUUCUGACCCCACAGAGAGGCCAGCAGAGAACCACGCCCAGUUAGCAACGGUAACUGGCUGCUGUGUUAGGUCACAGACCGCAGGCCUGUGACAAGCAGGGCAAUCUGGGUGGGACGCUGGUAGCUUGUCCUCUUGGCUUUUGGGGGAGCUUUCGAAGGACUCGCUCUGGAGUCACCAGACGGCUCCGUUACAGGAUUUGUUGGAACUUGCUCUGCCGGUUUGCAGGCGCCUCAUUCUUCACAAAGGGAUUUUAGACUCUCCUUUCCUCGAGAGCCCUCCUUCCUGCUGUGUGCACGGCAUCCUGGUGUGCAGAUCCCAUCUAUCCUCAAAGCCUUCAGUGAGGGUUUGGCCUUACUUUGACCAUGAUCUGCUGCAUCCGGGACUCUUUCUGAGCACCCAGGGACUGUGAUCUGGGGCUGCUUAUUUACGGAGUGCAAGUACAUAAAGGGAUCAGGGAGAAAAACCUCACCAAGUUCUCAUGUUUUGUUUUCCGUGUUUGGCGACUCUGAAAUAUCAGAGGUGAAUUGUUCUUAACCAUGUUGGACUCCUGCAUUAACUGUCAUCGUUUCAUUCAGAACUCCUGGGACGUUCAUUGACAGGUGUAUCCCCAGACCCUGUGGGUUUUCUUGUGCAAGUUUGGUUUGUACUUGGGGCUGUUUAGAGAAUAUUUUUACGUAUGUAUUUGAAGAAGGUUGGGGUUUUUUCUGUUUUAUUUUUGUUCUUGAAGCUUAGUUAAAUGACUGUCUCCUUUUCCUUUUUGGAGUCGGCAAGCAAAGGGUGGUCUUUUGCCUGCGCGUUCCAGAUCAAUUACAAACCCCUCCUGGCUUCUGUGGCUUUGUCCAUUGGUGUCAGGCAGGUUUGGAGGGUCGUGGCUCCUCGAGUUUUGUGGUUGGGUUUUUUUUUUUUUCCUUUCUUUUUUGAACUUUAAAAUAUUUUGACUUUUGAAAUGUUCUCAAGUGGUGCGGUGGUUGAUAUUAAUUCUUGCUCCUAAAACUGGCUGUUACUGGUCUGCAACCCGGUGCUUUAUUUUGUACGCCUGUCCCAGGUGCGUGGGACUCGGGGAUUGCUUGAUAUAUGGGACAGUCACGUUUUUCCCUUGUGCUGACACUGGGCAGAACUGAGUUUUGGUCGAAGCGUACCCUACAUCAGGCGCACAGAGGCACUUUCAUAGCUACAGAUAUGGCGGUCAGUCCGGUUGAUAGUGCAAAUCAAAGUCGAGUGGAAGCAAACCUGAUUUGAUAGGGGUCGUGAAUAGAUUUUGUUUUAAGAAGUCCCGGGCCGCCUCCUUCAAGUCCAGAGAGGUACAGCGCCCACUGUCAUUUACAGGUUACCAGACUAGAGCUAACAAGAUCAUUCUCUAUGCAAAAGAAAAACGCCCAGGUAGUUCCUGUUUGUUUUUCAGUCAUGGCGAUCCUAAGACAUUCCAGGGUCAAAUUUGAAAUAUGGUAAUUCAGUGAUAAGUAUCUCUUAAAACAGCCAUACCCUCCCCCACCAUUCUUUACUCCCAGCUCACCCCAGCUUUUUUGCUGGGGGCACUGGUUGCAACCCCCUCUCUCCCCCCCUACACCUGGGAUGCUACCCCCCCCCCCCGCACCCCAGGCAAGUCCUCACCUGCUUGCAAAGACCCUCCUCUGACUAGAGAAUGUGGUUUCAAGACUUCCCUGUCAGUCAUUCUGUGAGCGAGGGGCCUCUGAACAAUACCGUCUUUAUUCAGCAGUCAGUCCGUCUCCCUCUGGCCCAGUUCUGUCCCAGGAUACCCACAGGUGGCCCCGGGACCCGCUUCAGCAGAACCUCUCCUUUUUUCAGAGCUCACUGUCAGUAAAUAGGUCCACAAACAGUGAUAAGUUUUAGUUGGAGAUGUCAUUGCAGCCGGACUUGGGGGCUCGACCCUCAGACAGGUCCUCAGACAGAUCUGUUAUGGUGAGCAUGUCCCUCAACCCCAGUGCCCUUCCCAGAUUGUCCCCAAAGGACCAGCCUCCUGCCCCUGGCAUUGCCCAGAAAUGGGGAACCAUCUCUGUUUCAUUUCCUAUUUAUUUCCCCCAAAUGCCCUGGGGAGCACUGGCAAAUUAGGUGCAAUAAAUAAGCUGGACUAUAGAAAGAUACAUAAUAAAUAAGCUUUCAAUGUUUCUUGGAAGGCAUGGAACAUUUGAAUGGUUUUCUUUUUCUUUUUCUUUUUGUAAGUAUUCUUAGGAUAGGGGAAGUGGUGAGAAAUAAUGGGAGUUAUGUAGUUCUCCAGAAAUUAAAACAAUUUCAGAGUCAAGGUAGAAUUUAUUUUUUCUCUAAGAUUUAAUUUUAAUGGUGGCAAAACAUUACUCUUUUCAACGUUUUUUUAAAGGUGUAAAUUGUGAACUGCUAAAAGAAUGUUUUUGUGGUUUUGAUCCCUGCAUAUAAUUUGCAUUUUAAAAACAAGCAUUACUUGUAGUCACUUGGAUGUUAAAUGGAUUGUAUAUUGUGCUUAUAAACCAAAAAGGUGUCAGCUCAUUUUUUACAAGUGCCCUGUUUUCUGGGCUCUUCCCUCUCCGUGGAGUGAACGUAAAACCUUGAUUAUCUUCCACUCACGUCCUUGUGUAAAAUUCCCCGCUGGGUGUGGGGCUCUCUGCUCUGGGGGCGCUGAUCACCGAUCAUCGAACUUGGGGAUAAAAGUCAUGAGCAUAAUGGGACCUUCCAGGGUCCAGGAGGACCAUUCUGGCAGCUUCUGUGCACUUCCUGACUGGGAAGGGCGGCUGCGGUUACACGCGCCUUCUCCUCGCCUCGGUGGUCAAGCUCCGCGACCCACGUUGUAAAGCCGUGAAUGUUUUUGCAGUUUGGGUGAUCAGUUCCCAGAAACUGCUGGACGCCUGAGGGCCCCAGGAGGGCAGCUGCGUUGCCCGCCUCACUUUUACUUCAGUGUGAAUGUAACACCAAAGGCUCGUCUUCAUUCGAUGCCUAAAAGUGCCUUGUCAUGAAACGUCCGCAUGUUUAAAAAAAAAAUACAUAUUUUUGUACACAAAGGGGAAAUGCACUUUAAAAUCACAAGAAUGGGUGUCUUUUGUGUGGUGUCAGAGAGUGGGUUGUCUGUAUCUCAAAUGCAAAAAUGUAAUAAAGGUAGAAAAAACAAAACUGAAA
This is a messenger RNA of Suricata suricatta (meerkat), 5776 nucleotides long. RefSeq names its product protein phosphatase 1 regulatory subunit 3B (gene PPP1R3B). Gene Ontology annotation, biological process: regulation of glycogen biosynthetic process; regulation of glycogen catabolic process. Gene Ontology annotation, cellular component: protein phosphatase type 1 complex. The transcript is spliced from 2 exons. The coding region runs from base 1163 to 2020 and encodes 285 amino acids. NCBI's taxonomy places the organism in Eukaryota, Metazoa, Chordata, Mammalia, Carnivora, Herpestidae. Gene Ontology annotation, molecular function: protein phosphatase 1 binding; protein phosphatase regulator activity; glycogen binding. The record is from RefSeq and is a predicted model, not a curated record.